This is a messenger RNA of Cylas formicarius (sweet potato weevil), 6464 nucleotides long. RefSeq lists its product as uncharacterized. Gene Ontology annotation, molecular function: clathrin binding. The record is from RefSeq and is a predicted model, not a curated record. The coding region runs from base 284 to 3319 and encodes 1011 amino acids. Gene Ontology annotation, biological process: intracellular transport. Lineage: Eukaryota; Metazoa; Arthropoda; Insecta; Coleoptera; Brentidae. The transcript has 7 exons. Gene Ontology annotation, cellular component: AP-1 adaptor complex; trans-Golgi network membrane.
CAGAAAGCAAUAGAUCAGGUUUUAAUAAAAUAGAUUUUAUAUUUGUUAUCUAUAAUUAAUGUGUAAUGAAUGUUUUGUUUUGAUGUUUAUUGUUUUCAUCUGCUUAAGAUUAAUUUGUAACACUCAAAAGCAUUUAGACAAAGUGACAGCACAUCAAUUAAAUGUCAAUUGUCAGUGUCUUCUCAAUUUUUAACAAAUAAAAACAGAACAUAUGAAUUUUGUUAAGUAAAAUUUCGGAUUAAAUCCCCAUUUUGAUCCUAAUUUAUUUUUAAUUUAAAAAAAGAUGUCGAAUAUAAUUCCUCCCUUGUUAAGUAACUCUCCCCCGCCUCCACCACCUUUAGAUGAUGAUGAGGACGACGAUGAGUUUGGAGAUUUUGCGGGGCAUAAUGAUUUGUCUUAUGGCUGUGACAAUCUUUCAUUGCCAUCUUCUCCUGUUAACAUCUCUGAUAAACCUUUUGAUGAUAUGGGCCUUAGCAACAAAUUAGAUAUUAAUAGCAACAGCAAAGAAAAUGUAAAUACUAAUUUGGAAGAACCAAUAGAAAGAGAAAAAGAUUUUCAUGACAGAAGAAAACCGUGUGGGGACAUCACUAUAAUGACAAAAGAUAAGGUUACAAUAUCAACGGCACCAAAUAUUUGCAUUGGUGCCGACAAUGUUGCAGUGCCAGAUAAAGAAAUUGUACAUGGAAGCAAUGAGUUGUUAAAUACUAGCACAUCUGCAAAUUCAGAGCUUUUAUAUGUUAAUUCUAAUUUGUUAGAAAAAAGUACUUCUCAGUUGGAAAAUGAAGUCAGGGAUGUGGAAAAUGAAUUGUCAGCUAAUGAUAUAAGCAGUUUUAAACCAACUGGCAAUACAAUUAUUCACGACACUCCAUGUAAAGCAUUCGGCUCCACCAAUGCUGAUGAAUUGGUGGAAUCGAAUAAAGUAUCUGAUUCAGAUAAUGAUUAUUUGGAGUCAAAUUGUAAAAACAAUGAAACAUCUCCUAUGAGUAGACAUCAGGAAGGUAAUUUGCAAAGCACAGAUUUGGAUCAAAAUCUGUCAAUGACUGAGGAAGUUAUGGAAGAUGAAUUUGGAGAUUUUGAAUUUUCUAAGAUUCAUAGUAAAAGUACUUCUAUCAAUUUCUUAAAUAACUUGAGUGUGAACGAGGAACAAGAAAUACCCGAAGAGAAAGAAAACACUGCUCAAAAUCUAAUGACUCCUAUCCAAAUAGCUACUGAAGUUGAUGAUGAUUUUGGUGAUUUUGCUAUUGGUAAUGUUACUAGGGUAGGAACUAGCCAUCAAUCUGUUAGUUUUGUUGAAGUUGCAUCCCAAAAUGAACCAGAAAGUAGUUUUGUCAAUUUUGAUGCCUUUGCAAAUUUCGAUAUGGAGGAUAAUGAUGACUUUGGAGACUUUGCGUCAACAGAUAUAUGUACCCCACAAGUGUCAUCAAUGGACGAUGAAUUCGCAGACUUUAAAAGCAGUAAUUCUUUAAAAAGCAUUGAGCAAGAAGGUUUUCUUUGGACUGUAGAUACUUCAAAUGUACUUCAAAAAACAGAAAUAUUGCUAAAAGAAGUUUUUGCGUAUAAUAAACCUGAUGUUGAAGAUUAUCGGUGUGUUGAUUUGGAGUCCAAAGACGUCAUAUUUAACCAACUAAAAGACAUUACCGACACAAAUGCAAUGACUUAUCAUUGGUCAAAAUCUACAAGCCAGAAUUUACUGCUGAAGGCCUUAAAUAUUGACACAAGGAAUAUUUUGUUUGGCCCAUCAUGGAACCCGUUGAUGCCUAGGUAUGCGGCAAAUUUAAGCCUGGCUCCUUUAGAACCGAUUAAAUCCAAUUCUCUUGCUCAAAACUUAAAUCCAGUAGUUGAAAAUAAUCCGUCCAACGCUAGUCAAUCAGUUAGCACCACUUUGGAGAUUCCCAUCGCCGAAUUUGAUUGGAGUGAUUCCGGAUUAACGAAUCCCCUGGACUAUUCCCAAACAGUACUGUUAGAUUUAGAGCAAUUAGUAUCACAGCUGGAAAUAGCAACCCACCAUGUUCCUUCCCCUUCAAUUUCCAUUUCCCCUUUACCUAGCUCGGAUGAAUGGGAUAUGUGGUUACCAGCGACGCUAGAUGGCGGUGGCGUUCAAAAGCAGCCGGAAGAUGGCGCGAGUAAAAAACCGGUACUCGGCGCAUUGCCGUGUGUACCCGGGGUUUUGGAUCCGCCCACAACGGCUACUACGCCAUCUUACGACAGUUCCGCGUGUCACAAGAUUAUUUUAAGGGAGACGCAUAUUUCGAAUAGCGAGCCGGUCGCGACUCAGCCCGAUAAAAAUAUCGCCGGUUGGCUUCAGCCCACGAUUCUAACCCCCGAGCCGUCGAGAAAAGGCGAACCCCUCACCGAUCAGAGCGACGACUUUGACGACUUUAAUAUGUUCGUUUCCGAGGAAAAAUCGACGGAACCGACGAAAGAGGCGCUUAAUAUCGAGAACCAGGUCGCUUUGGGCGAACCUUCGGAGCGGAUUUCCACGCAGAAAGCCGACGCGGAAGACACCAACGACGAGUUCAGCGAUUUUCACUUUUCUCUCCCUUCCAGGACGACGAUGGAACCUUUGAAACCGUCGUUGAUACAACCUCAGACCAACGCGCGGGCGCCACCUGCAAGCAUCAGCUGGCCGGACCCGGGCAUCACCGACGACGAUAUUCGAAACUUCGAGUUGAAUUAUUCCCGCGUGCGACCUAGUGCGGGAACGCCCACCGUCGCGAGAGACGAUGACGAAUGGUCCGACUUCGUCUCGGUGAAGAGCAGCGGAUCCCCGAUCCGCAAGAUCGCUACCGAAAGGGAGAGAAGUUCCACGCCCGACUUACCCCUGUCAGUAUUAAAUCUGGGCAAUGUCCACCCUGCGAAACAGCCGAUCCCGGUCAUCACGCCCAAGGGUUUGGUUCAGACCAAAUUGUCCAGCAAUAACGCGUUCAAUUUUAACUCGGUAUUGCAACAGAACGCGUUCCAUUCCCGUCACUAUACGAGCGCUCUGUAUAAGCAUUCGUCGGCGUCGAAUCAGCCGUCGAUCAUAAGCAAUCAGUUCGCGAGUCAAGUCUACGGGCCGCCAUUAGAAGACGAGUGGAGCGAUUUCGUGUCGCAUCAGUCGACGUUGCCCAGAAAAGCGGCCUCGUAUCAGCCCCAGUGGUCUACCGCACCCAAUAUUAUCACCAACCCGGGUAGUUUCGAUAGCUUUCAAGGUGGUAGUAGCGCGAAAAAAGUUGCCGACACUGUGAUACCUGCCAAGAGUAAAACCGCGUCGUUGAAUAUCCCGAUACCGGAAUUGGAGUUUGCCGCCCCCAAAAAUCGGACUUCUUUCUUCAAAUGACCAAGGGACGUCAUGUUGUGAGCCGGGGUAAUCGUUUUCGUUAGUUAGAUAUUGUUAAAACGCGGUACCGACUUUCUCUUUGUCUUUUUCAAGCUGCGAUACGGACGUAUUAGAAAAAAAAGCCGACGAUUAUGUUGAUAAUAGGGUUUCAUUUUAAUUUAUGUUCAAAGUAGACGUAUAAUGGUGACCUGUUUAUUAUGGGAUGAUACCAUAUCACAGAAAAUAUCAAAAUUCACGUAUACUUUUCAAAUAUUAUAGUCUGUACUGUUUUAUUUUAUAUUCGUAGCAGUAAAGUACACAUAUUAUUAAAGUAUUAUUUAUUAAUUAUUGUGCAUAACAACUAAAACAUUACUACUCAUUCCUGGCGUGCUCGGAAAUCGUGUUCUUAUGUUUUCUUGUCGGAUGUGGCGUCGUUGGGGGGCAACGUCACUUCGUGGGAAGCGCCAUCUAUUACUUGAUUAUUAAACUAAUAGAAAUGGUCUAAGGAACCCUAUAUGACACAUGUACGAUUUGUGAUGGCAUAGUCGGCAAUAGAGACAGAAUCAGUUGUACUUUACAUGUAUUAAUUUAGCUAGUACGCCCAUACCCAGAUAUGGAUUCAUAUAUUUUCUGUGUAUUCAUAGAUUAGGGCGUUUCUUAAUGAGGUGCGAAUAUUUAAGUUAAUACCAACAAUUUGCCAAGAGUAAAUAUAUUGCAGUGCAAUAUUGCUUAUAAAAGUAAUUUUAUAUUAUUAAAAGAAGCACAGUUCACAAAAAAAGAUAAUUUCGUAGUUCUAUGUAACAAAUAUAAGCAAUUAAAAAUUGUAAAAUUUGAAUUCUGUUUGAGACGCGCUGUCAUUGGGUAUGAUCGGUUGUGACGUCAAUUCGCUCCUUAGACUACGCGCCAGCCCGACGGUAGCAUAGAGAACGUAGAGAACGACGGCGCGUAACGACGGCUUUUACUUUAUGGUAGACGAAUAAAAAAUUUAUCUGGCGUUUUACUAGUUGUACUCAAACGCGAUGGUACGAUUUGUGGUAUUGUUUUUGUGUCGCUUCCAUUAUUAUUAUGUAAAGCAUACUAAGCACAUAUACAAACUGGCGUAGAUGCAGCGGUAUGACGUCACGAUCAUUUCCGCGCGUUUAGUGUUAUUUAACAGGCAUAGCCGGGUGACACAACUUGAAUUAUUUAUUGCAACUAAAAUGUUGGGUUUUGAGUUUUGAUAUUUGGUACGCGUUAUUCCUAUACUUCCUAUAAUGUAUUAAAGAAAAAAAUGUUCAAGUUCCGUUUUAUAUAGCAUAAACAAUUGUUAGGAGGCAAUCUUAAAACUUGAUUCAUUUCGGCAAUUAUUUCGUCUGUACCAUACGGCAAGUUUGUUAAUCUGCUUCUUACGCAACCAAUUAAUAAUUUCUUCUUUUCUUGUCUUCACGCAGUCUGGAUUAUCGUGCAUUAUCCAUAAUAAUUAAAGAUGGCCUUUUAAAAAUGCGACCCUGUUUUGUAGUUGAAAUUAUUGUAAUUAUCCGGUACAUGUUUAUAAUAAUAUAUAAUGUCUAAUGUUUGACCUAAUACAUAAAAACAAAAUUACAGUAGGACGCCAUUUUAAGCAUGUUUUGUAAAUGAUAAGAAAGAUAUGCAUACAUGCAUACGAAUUUUGAAACCAUAGUUUAAAUUACAAAAAUAAAUAAUACUUUAUUAAAUGUUCGAAAUAAAGUAAUUCUUAACAUUAUACGAAGUUUCUGGGUGAAUUACGUUGCAAACAUUUCGAAUUCUGCUUUUUCAAAUCUUCAACCGAAUUUGGUUCAGUAACAUAAAUUUUGCUUUUUAGAUAUUGUCAAAGAAAAAAGUCCAGGUUAGCGCGACCGAGCUGGCCAUUCAAUAGGGACUCGUCUUCUAAUCCACCUGUUAGGAAAAGUAUCAUUUGUAGUAUUGUCUCGCAAAAACUGACUAAUCAAAUGUUUUCAAAAUUGGUAUUGCAAAUAUAACGUGAAAACAUCUUUCAGAAGAGAUAUCACGUGACCUCUCUUACCAUUGUAAGGCGGGCACCGUAAGUCGAAAAAAUAGUUAGAUGUGUUUAGUCUUAUAAACGUCAUUUUUGACAUAAAAUUAAAACUAUGUCAGAAACGGAAAAGUUUAGGUAUGAAUUAUGUCUUGGAUGUUUCAAAUCCAUAUUAAAAUAAGAAAGUCGUCAUUUGCACACGAAAAUACAAAAAAAGCAUUUAUUUUUUAUAUUUUGUGAGAACAAGUAUCAUCCCAUAAUAAACGGGCCGCCCUGUACAACAAAUUGCCUUUGUUUGUUUCACUUCUCGAAGUUUGUUUGGGAAAAAUCAGGAAAUCUAAUUAUAAGACCGAAAAUUGAAAUCCGGAAAACGGAUCAGUAUUUGUUUUAACUUUAGACUACUUAUGUAUUAUAAUUGUUAUUUAAUGUAAAAUUUAUUAUUACAUUUAACCUAACGUGGAGUAUUUCUAAUCUAAUCAUUUUCACAUCCGCGAAUUGUAUGAGAUUUCGUUUACACGCGAAUUGUAUUCUUUUACUAAUUAUUUAUUUUAAUUAAUGAGUUUCGCGUUUGUCUACAAAUUUUAUAAACGCGGACGCUAAUAAUAAGUUGCGUCAUGUAAGAAAAUUAUUUAUAAGGUAAUCCAUAAAGUGAUAUUACUUUUAGUAGCAGUUGUGGGUUUCGGUUUAGUUAAAUAGUCCGUUUAAAUUGUGAUGUUUUGCAAAUACUAGUUGUAUUUAUUUGUAUUUCUUGUUUAAUUUGAAUAGUCGAAGGAUUCUAGUAAUUUUAGUUAAAUUGGAAAAGCGAAAAGAAAGACUUAAUUUGAUUGAAGAGGUAGAAAAAAUGUUCAGCGUCAUUCCAUCCAAAAUGUUGUGAGUCGUAACUAUAAUUGUUUAGUUAUAUUUUGUGCAUACUUCAUUAUGAAAUGGCAGUAUUUUUACGGUUGUCACUAAUAAAACGAAAGGUGUAGUAACGAUCAACCCUUAAACGAGCCUAAUCGUAAAGCGUGGGUGAUUAUUUUUUGAUUUUUAUCUCAUCCGACCACUGAAUUUGUCUACUUAAUUUUCUUUGUUAUAUUUUUAUAUAUUAUUUCUAAAGUUUGUAAAUUUGAAGGUCUGUAAAUAAAUGGACAGGUGCGCGGUUAAAUUCGUUUGUUGUUAUUUUCAUUCCGAAAU